AUGUCGUCGACAAUUCGAGGCGGACUCCGGCUCGUCGACAACCAGCAGAUCAGCGGUGCAUUGGACCGAAAGGCUUCAUUAAACAAGACCCCAUUACCAGUACGGAAGGAUUCGAAGAAGGUUGACAAUGACGAUCUGCGAAAAGAAGUCGCAAAAGUUGACACUGCCGCAAUCACAGCUGCGCCUAUCGAAAAAUUAAAAGAAUUCGGUUGUCAAUCUGAUGUGUCGUGUAUGAAGGAGUACGGCCCAGUAACUGCCGAAGAUCUCACAUCUGAAGAACCGUCCACCGCCUACUGGGCAGACUGCGAUCGCUCCUACAGCUCCAAAAUCGACAAAGAACUCGAACGCUCCAUCGAUUUGACAAGUGAACUGCUAAACAUCACACACGAGCUGGAGGAGAAGGUCGGGAUGUACAGCACGUUGCAAGAGUUGCUUGAUGAAGAAUACGAUAUUAUGAUCCCUGACGUCGAGGAAGUGCUGGAAGCGGACCCGGAAACGUUUGGUAUCGAGCCGCCCGCCCAAAUCGAAACAGAACCACGGGAACAA
Mesorhabditis spiculigera is the source of this 546-nucleotide messenger RNA. The record is from the annotation of a GenBank genome assembly. Lineage: Eukaryota; Metazoa; Nematoda; Chromadorea; Rhabditida; Rhabditidae.